AUGGGGAUCAGGUCCAGAAAUGUUGCUAACGGUUCAGAGGAGCAGAGGGACAAAAAGACAUCAGCCCUGCCCGUGGACUUGGACCAAGAGGCUGGGGUGGACAAAGAUGGAGCUCUCUUGCUGGUGGCUCCGGGUCGGGAAGAUUUCAAAAGGAGCACACAGGGUUUCGGACUGUUGGCCAAGACGCCCCUGGGGUACACGCGACCCGUUAAGCGGAAUAACAUCAGGAAGCGGAGAAUUCAAACCCUUAUUUAUGAUGCCCUGGAAAGACCGAGAGGAUGGGCGCUACUGUACCACGCGUUUGUAUUUUUGAUUGUGCUGGGAUGUUUGAUAUUGGCCAUACUAACAACUUUCAAAGAACACGAAAAGGCCUCCGGCCAUUGGCUUGUUAUAUUGGAAACAUCCACCAUAUUUGUCUUCGGAACAGAGUUUGGGUUGAGAAUAUGGUCGGCAGGCUGUUGCUCCAGAUACAAAGGAUGGAGGGGGCGGCUCAAAUUCGCCCGCAAGCCAUUAUGUAUUUUAGAUAUUUUUGUGCUGAUUGCCUCGGUGCCGGUGGUUGCUGUGCGUAACCAAGGCAACGUGCUUGCCACGUCCCUGCGCAGUCUGCGCUUCCUGCAGAUUCUGCGCAUGCUCCGCAUGGACCGCCGUGGAGGCACCUGGAAACUACUGGGCUCCGCCAUCUACGCACACAGUAAGGAGCUGAUCACCGCUUGGUACAUUGGCUUCCUGUCUCUCAUUCUGGCCUCCUUCCUGGUGUACCUGGUGGAGAAAGAUGAUGUCACCAUGGAGGUGUCGGAUACUGAUAGCCCCACCAUUAAGCCCGAACCCCAGGACUUUGACACGUAUGCCGACGCUCUGUGGUGGGGCCUGAUCACAUUGACCACCAUUGGUUAUGGAGACAAAACCCCAAAGACGUGGGCUGGGAGGCUGUUAGCUGGCACUUUUGCUCUCAUUGGAGUGUCCUUCUUCGCUUUGCCUGCAGGCAUCUUGGGCUCAGGCUUGGCUUUGAAGGUCCAGGAGCAGCACAGACAGAAGCACUUUGAGAAGCGUAGGCAUCCAGCCGCUGGGCUUAUUCAGUCUGCCUGGCGAUACUAUGCCACCAAUCCAAUCAGAGAGGACCUUAUUUCCACAUGGAGAUUCUACGAAACGGUCAUCUCUUUACCCUGUUUCAGGCAAGAUAAUUUGGAGGGCAUAGCAAGUCAAAAGCUGAGUUUGCUGGAGCGUUGUCGCAUGCCUAAUGCGCGACAGUCGACAGUAGUGAGGGGCAGGGUGCUGAUGCCGGGGAACCCGGACAUUGAAGAGAGUCCUUCCAAGGACCCCAAACCCGGCGGCUUCAGUAACCGGGAACGGUUUCGCACAGCCUUCCGGAUGAAGGCCUACACCAUGCGUCAGAGCUCUGAUGAUGCUGGAGCCCUGCAGGACCCUGAGGAGAGGGGCUUUCCUGCAGACAUCCUCCUGGAGGAGAUGAUCCCCACGCUAAAGCUGGUCAUCAGGGCAGUCAGGAUUAUGAAGUUCCUCUUGAACAAGAAGAAGUUUAAGGAGACUUUGAGACCUUAUGAUGUCAAGGAUGUGAUCGAGCAGUACUCUGCCGGCCACCUAGACAUGCUCUGUAGAAUCAAAUACCUCCAGACAAGAAUAGACAUGAUCCUCGCCCCUGGUGCCCCUUUGACCCCGAAACACAAGAAGAGCCAGAACAAACAGAACCCAUUUGCCUUUCCAACUCAACAGUCACCAAGGCACGAGUCCUAUCUAGCCAAAGCAUCCAUUCCAGAUGCUGACCAAGACCAAAGCAUGAUGGGUAGAUUUGUCAGAGUGGAGAGACAGGUGGAGGACAUGGAGAAGAAGCUGGACUUUCUGGUGGACAUGCACAUCCAGCACACUGAGCACCUUCAGGUGGACUCGGCCGGCGCCGCCCACAUGACCACGGAGCCCCUUGACCAUGUGACAGGCAACACAGGCUCUGACGACAAGGAGGGCUGUGGCUACACUGAGAUCCGCCGGGUCUUCUUCAACUACACCGAGACAUGCCCCAAAAUGUCCUACCAGGUGCCUGUGAGCAAAGUGACACCUUACUACAGCUACCGCAGGGAGCCCAGUGCUGCAGCUGGAGGAGCGGAAGGAGUUGGGGGACUGGGGCUGCCUGGGGGUGGCUACAUCCCCUCUGACCAUCAAGCCCCACCUGGCCACCACCUAGCCCCGAUCCCUACCUACACAGAGCGGCCCAACGUACUCCCCAUCAGCUCACUCCUGGACACCCAGGUGGCUGGACGGGAUGGAGGGCAUGGGCCACAAAGUCCCUACACGGAGCACCUCACGCUGGGGCUGGGCAGGACCAUGGGGCAGAGAGCGGUGACGGACACUUCGCCGCUAUCCAUGCUCUCUGUGAACCACGAGGAGCUGGAUCGCUCACCCAGCGGAUUCAGUAUAUCGGGGGAGCGCGAGGAUCGGGACGACCCCACGCUGGGGACAGCAGGGGGGUCGGGAAGGUUGCGGGACAGCCGUUACCUGGCGGAGGGGGAGACGGACACAGACACGGAACCCUUCACGCCCAGCGGGGGUGGGGGGCAACUCCCCAUGUCAUCCACAGGAGAGGGCUUCCCUGAUUCUGUAUGGAACACACCACCCUGA
Salvelinus namaycush (lake trout) is the source of this 2628-nucleotide messenger RNA. RefSeq names its product potassium voltage-gated channel, KQT-like subfamily, member 3 (gene kcnq3). Bases 1 to 2628 code for a protein of 875 amino acids. Gene Ontology annotation, cellular component: membrane. Gene Ontology annotation, molecular function: voltage-gated potassium channel activity. The record is from RefSeq and is a predicted model, not a curated record. Lineage: Eukaryota; Metazoa; Chordata; Actinopteri; Salmoniformes; Salmonidae. The transcript has 15 exons. Gene Ontology annotation, biological process: potassium ion transport; transmembrane transport.